AUGAACACCCAUCCUGACACGGCAUCUUAUGCCUCGGCUGGAUUCGGCAACCGCAUUGGCUGGGGUACACGGCCAGCCUUGCUUCUGAUCGAUGUCUGUCAGGCAUAUUGGACACCUGGGAGUCCACUGGACACGACAGCCUCCAAUCCGGGGGCGCUGGCAUCAAUCGAUUCAAUGAAAGCUCUUCUCUCUGCAGCCCGCGAAGGCGGUUGUCCCGUGAUCUGGACCAAGGUGGAAUAUCAAGACAUGUCUGAAGCCGGGAUCUUUUGGCUCAAGAGCAAAUCAUUGAAUGUGUGGGAAAAGGGUGACACGAGGGGGUAUGAUCAGUGGGUUGAUGGGUUGGUGCCGCAACAGCCAAAGGAAAUCGUGGUCAGUAAACAUUAUCCCAGUGCCUUUUUCGGCACGGAUAUCGCGACAAGAUUAAAUCUUUUGAGGGUGGACACUCUGGUCAUCUGUGGUGUCAGUACGAGUGGCUGUGUGAGAGCCAGUACCUUGGAUGCCAUGUCGUACGGGUUCAGGCCUAUGGUCGUAGGCUCUGCCUGUGGUGAUCGCUCAGCACAAAUUCAUGAUGCCAACAUGUUUGACAUGAAUGCCAAAAUGGCCGAUGCUGUCACUGAAGAAGAGGCAGUCGCACACCUGAAAUCCGGUACUACAUGA
Molecule: messenger RNA, 657 nt
Organism: Capronia coronata CBS 617.96
Lineage: Eukaryota; Fungi; Ascomycota; Eurotiomycetes; Chaetothyriales; Herpotrichiellaceae
Exons: 2
Coding region: 1-657 (218 amino acids)
Source: RefSeq, a predicted model, not a curated record